AUGGUGUACUUGAAUCGAGGCGACCGGGAGCACCGGCAUCUACUGCUGUGUUUUAUAAUUCUCACAGUCUGGGAGACUGGAAGCGGCCAGGUCCACUACUCAGUCCUGGAGGAGGCUAAACACGGCACCUUCGUGGGCCGCAUCGCCCAGGACUUGGGGCUGGAGCUGAUGGAGCUCGUACCGCGCCUGUUCCGGGUGGCGUCCAAAGACCACGGGGACCUUCUGGAGGUAAAUCUACAGAAUGGCAUUUUGUUUGUGAAUUCUCGGAUCGAUCGGGAGGAGCUGUGCGGGCGGAGCGCGGAGUGUAGCAUCCACCUGGAGGUGAUCGUGGACAGGCCGCUGCAGGUUUUCCAUGUGGAGGUGGAGGUGAAGGACAUUAACGACAACGCGCCUGUGUUCCCCCAGACACAAAAGAACCUGUUUAUGGCAGAAUCCAGGAUGCUAGACUCUCGGUUUCCACUAGAGGACGCUUCCGAUGCAGAUAUCGAAGAGAAUGCUCUGUUGACUUACAGACUGAGCCCGAACGAGUUUUUUUCUCUGGAUGUACCAACAAAUGACGAACAGGUAAAACCUCUUGGACUUGUAUUACGGAAACCUUUAGACAGGGAACAAUCUCCGGAACUUCAUUUAUUGCUUACGGCCACUGAUAGAGGCAAACCUGAGCUGACCGGCUCCGUUCAGUUACUCAUCAAAGUGCUGGACGCCAAUGACAACGCCCCCGCUUUCGAUAAAACACUCUAUGCCGUGAAAUUACCAGAAAAUAUUCCCAAUGGAACUUUGGUAAUUAAACUUAACGCCUCAGAUUUGGAUGAAGGCUCGAAUGCGGAUAUUAUUUACUCAUUCUCUAGUGAUGUUUCCCCAGAUAUAAAAUCUAAGUUCUACAUUGAUGCCAUAAACGGAGAAAUUGUAGCAAUAGGACAUAUCGAUUUUGAAGAAAGUAAAACCUAUAAACUUCAAAUAGAAGCGAUCGAUAAGGGCUCCCUACCACUAGCUGGUCACUGUACAGUUCAUGUGCAAGUUUUGGACGCUAAUGAUAAUGCUCCUGAGUUGGCUCUUACUUCCCUGUCUCUCCCUAUCUCAGAGAAUGCUCAGCCGGGCACAGUCAUCACCUUGAUUAAUGUGUCUGACCGAGAUUCUGGAACUAAUGGGGAGGUGACCUGCUCACUAACACCCCAUGUCCCCUUCAAGCUGGUGUCCACCUUCAAGAACUAC
Molecule: messenger RNA, 1212 nt
Organism: Lontra canadensis (Northern American river otter)
Lineage: Eukaryota; Metazoa; Chordata; Mammalia; Carnivora; Mustelidae
Product: protocadherin alpha-7-like
Exons: 1
Biological process (GO): homophilic cell-cell adhesion
Cellular component (GO): plasma membrane
Molecular function (GO): calcium ion binding
Source: RefSeq, a predicted model, not a curated record